UCAGAUACAGCUCUUAUUCCUACACAUGUCUGUUUCCAACAACUCUGAGAUCAAGUAUUUUCUCCUAAUUGGGAUACCAGGACUGGAAUUUGCCCACACAUGGAUCUCCAUCCCCAUCUUCCUCAUGUACCUUAUUGCCAUCAUGGGUAACUGCAUUAUUAUUUUUGUCAUCAAGACCGAGCCCUCCCUUCAUGAGCCCAUGUAUUACUUCCUUACUAUGUUGGCUGUCUCUGAUAUGGGCUUGUCCUUUUCUUCCCUUCCUACCAUGCUUAAAAUCUUCUUUUUCAAUGCCAUGAGAAUCUCACCUAAUGCCUGUUUUGCUCAAGAGUUCUUUAUCCAUGUGUUCACUGUCAUGGAGUCCUCUGUGCUUCUGAUUAUGUCUUUGGACCGCUUUCUUGCCAUUCAGAACCCUUUAAGAUACAAUUCUAUCCUCACCAGCAGCAGAGUUGCUAAAAUAGGGCUAAUUUUAGCCUUUAGGAGCACAGUUUUGGUGCUUCCAUUCCCUUUCACACUAAGGAAACUGAGAUACUGUCAAAAGAAUCUCCUCUCUCACUCAUACUGCCUUCACCAGGAUGUCAUGAAACUGGCCUGCUCUGAUAACAAGAUCAAUUUCAUCUAUGGCUUCUUUGUGGCUCUCUGUACCAUGCUGGACUUUGCCUUGAUUCUUAUGUCUUAUGUCCUGAUCUUGAAGACAGUUCUCAGUAUUGCAUCUCUUGCAGAAAGACUUAAGGCCCUAAAUACCUGUGUCUCCCACAUCUGUGCUGUGUUUAUCUUCUAUGUGCCCAUCAUCACCCUGGCUGCGAUACAUCGCUUUGCCAAGCACAAAAGUCCCCUACUUGUAAUCCUUAUUGCAGAUAUGUUCUUGUUGAUACCACCCCUGAUGAACCCCAUUGUGUACUGUAUAAAGACUCGACAAAUCCGAGAGAAGGUCUUGGGAAAGUUGGUUAACUUAUGUGUGAGAUAA
Molecule: messenger RNA, 964 nt
Organism: Grammomys surdaster
Lineage: Eukaryota; Metazoa; Chordata; Mammalia; Rodentia; Muridae
Product: olfactory receptor 51A7
Exons: 1
Coding region: 26-964 (312 amino acids)
Biological process (GO): G protein-coupled receptor signaling pathway
Cellular component (GO): membrane
Molecular function (GO): G protein-coupled receptor activity; olfactory receptor activity
Source: RefSeq, a predicted model, not a curated record